Lottia gigantea (owl limpet) is the source of this 519-nucleotide messenger RNA. RefSeq lists its product as hypothetical. The annotation marks the transcript as partial. Lineage: Eukaryota; Metazoa; Mollusca; Gastropoda; Lottiidae. The record is from RefSeq and is a predicted model, not a curated record. The transcript is spliced from 3 exons. Gene Ontology annotation, cellular component: nucleus. Gene Ontology annotation, biological process: protein phosphorylation; intracellular signal transduction; positive regulation of apoptotic process. Gene Ontology annotation, molecular function: ATP binding; protein serine/threonine kinase activity.
UUGCAGCCUGAGAAUUUAUUAGUAGAGGUAGGACCAAUGUCUACGAGUGUAAAACUGAUAGAUUUUGGUGACGCCAGACAUAUUUAUAAUAAUUAUUAUAUACAUCCAAUGGUGGGCAAUCCUGAAUUCAUGGCUCCAGAAAUAGUUAGUUCUACUCCAGUCGGUCUCCUCACUGAUGUCUGGAGUGCUGGUAUUAUAAUCUAUGUAUUAUUAAGUGGUGUAUCACCGUUCCUGGAUGAAAGUCAAGAAGAAACGUGUUCUAAUAUCAUUCGUAACGACUACUGUUUCCCCGAUGAAUACUUCGCUGGAAUAUCACCGGAAGCCAAGGACCUCAUGCGUCUUAUUUUAAUUGAAGAUUUAAGUCGGCGACCAACAGCUCAUACAUGUUUAGAAAGUGCCUGGAUUCGUAAAGCAUUAGUACCCAGAAAUUCUCCGCUACGCCCAAAACCCAUCCUCACUUCACGAUUAUCAGAUUUUAUCGAACGAAGACGCCAUCAGGUGAGAAUUUUGGAUGCUUAG